AUGAAUACGCCAACAUAUCAGCGGUCAGAAACCACCGACUGGAGAGAAACCGUCCGUCGGGAAUUACGAGAGGAAUUGGCUGCCAACCUGUGUUGCUGGACUACGAAAAAGGGAACACGAUGUCGGGGCCUCAUGCGCACAGCUGCCCUGGGCGAGACUCGGGAGAAGCUGGCAGCUCUGGAAGAGCAUUUUACUGUGGAUCUUCUCGAAUCUACACUCAAAGAGAUUGCGCCUCUCGCGCUUUGCAAGCGAUCGCAUAUAGGACAUGCAGAUAGCUUGAGCGGUAUUUGGUUAAAAAGCGCCGAAAAUCAUCGCAGGGAGGCUACGCGACUACGUCGGGCGAGAAGAGGAGCGGCCGACGGUAGCCUGGCGUCACACAACGCGAGAGGAGUCGCAAGGGACAAUGGUUCCCCAAGGUAUCUCACGGUUGAUGAUCUUCGCAGUAGUCAGGUCCCGUGGGAGGUUUCACCGGGUCAACCACUGGCGAUUCUCCGCGUGCGAGAAGAAGGCGGUGAGUGCAAGCUCCAGAGCUUCGGACCCUCUGCGCAUCGCGAGGACCUGGAAGAUUGCCCAAUCUGCCUCAACCAGCUGCAAGAAGGACCAAGCGAGAACAGAUACGUGCAAUGCGUCGCUUGUUCCAGGUCAUCGCAUCUGGAAUGUGUUGAACGUUGGCUUCACUCGCGCGAAUCUAGGGCGAGCCUUUUCUGUCCUUUCUGUCGACGCGACACUUUCCAAAUAUUCUCCUAUGAUCCCUCGCUUGGACGGUCUACUCCGGAAAUCAUUAUGCGCGAUGCGCCACCCGAUGUCUCCUCUCUGGGACCGCAAGCCCGUCAGCGGACGCCUCUGGACCCAUCUUCGACCCCCGCCGCCCAUACAUUGAACACUCGGGCGCGUUCAUCAGGCGAAACCCGAGAGACCUCACAGCUGGGUAUAUCAUCCGAUCAGGCCCGUCUGCAGCGAUCCGACCGUAACCGGCGGCCUCCAUCUCGUUUCCAACCGCAAUGA
Molecule: messenger RNA, 1005 nt
Organism: Penicillium atrosanguineum
Lineage: Eukaryota; Fungi; Ascomycota; Eurotiomycetes; Eurotiales; Aspergillaceae
Product: ankyrin repeat-containing protein
Exons: 2
Coding region: 1-1005 (334 amino acids)
Source: RefSeq, a predicted model, not a curated record